Neomonachus schauinslandi (Hawaiian monk seal) is the source of this 1542-nucleotide messenger RNA. RefSeq names its product high mobility group box 3 (gene HMGB3). Lineage: Eukaryota; Metazoa; Chordata; Mammalia; Carnivora; Phocidae. The transcript has 4 exons. The record is from RefSeq and is a predicted model, not a curated record. Gene Ontology annotation, cellular component: nucleus. Gene Ontology annotation, biological process: regulation of transcription by RNA polymerase II. Bases 7 to 612 code for a protein of 201 amino acids. Gene Ontology annotation, molecular function: DNA binding, bending.
GUCAGGAUGGCUAAAGGUGAUCCCAAGAAACCAAAGGGCAAGAUGUCUGCUUACGCCUUCUUUGUGCAGACGUGCAGAGAGGAACAUAAGAAGAAAAACCCAGAGGUCCCUGUCAAUUUUGCAGAAUUUUCCAAGAAGUGCUCUGAGAGGUGGAAGACAAUGUCUGGGAAAGAGAAGUCUAAAUUUGAUGAAAUGGCAAAGGCAGAUAAAGUGCGCUAUGAUCGAGAAAUGAAGGAUUAUGGACCAGCUAAGGGAGGCAAGAAGAAGAAGGACCCUAAUGCCCCCAAAAGGCCACCGUCUGGAUUCUUCCUGUUCUGUUCAGAAUUCCGUCCCAAGAUCAAAUCUACAAACCCUGGUAUCUCUAUUGGCGAUGUGGCAAAGAAGCUGGGUGAGAUGUGGAAUAACUUAAGUGACAGUGAAAAGCAGCCUUACAACAAUAAGGCAGCAAAGCUGAAGGAGAAGUACGAGAAGGAUGUCGCUGACUAUAAGUCUAAAGGAAAGUUUGAUGGCGCAAAGGGUCCCGCCAAAGUUGCCCGGAAAAAGGUGGAAGAGGAAGAUGAAGAAGACGAGGAGGAAGAAGAGGAGGAGGAGGAGGAGGAGGAGGAUGAAUAAAAAAAACUGUUGAUCUGUCUCCUUGUGAAUACCUUAGAGUAGGGAGCGCCGUCAUUGACACCCCUCUUAUUUGAGGCGUGUCUGUUGCCCUCGUUAGGUUUAAUUACACAAUUGGGUCAUGGUCAUAUUGUAGUUUCUCAAAGUGCUCUAGAAAUUGUCAGUGGUUUACAUGAAGUGGCCAUGGGUGUCCGGAGCACCCUGAAACUGUAUCAAAGUUGUACAUAUUUCCAAACAUUUUUAAAAUGAAAAGGCUCUCGUGUUCUCCUCACUCUGUGCACUUUGCUGUUGGUGUGACAAGGCAUUUAAAGAUGUUUCUGGCAUUUUCUUUUUUUAAUUUGUAAGGUGGUGUUAACUAUAUGGUUAUUGGCUAGAAAUCCUGAGUUAUCAACUGUACAUAUCUAUAGUUUGUAAAAAGAACAAAACAACCGAGACAAACUCGAUGCUCCUUGCUUGGCGUUGAGGCUGUGGGAAGAUGCCUUUUGGAGGGGCUGUAGCUCAGGGCGUGCACUGUGAGGCUGGACCUGUGGACACUGCAGUGGGCAUCCAUUUAGCUUCCGGUUGUCUUGUUUCUGUAUAUAGUGACCUAGCAUUCUGCUGCCAUUCUUAGCUGUGGCAAAGGGGGGGGUCAGCUGGCAUGAGAAGUGUUUGGAUCCUUUUUAGUUAAGUGCGGUAGUUUUAAACUGUUUGUUUUUAAACAAACUGUAGAACUCUUCAUUGUCAGCAAAGCGAAGAGCCACUGCAUCAAUGAAAGUUCAAGAACCUUCUGUACUAAACACAAUUUGCAACGUUCUGUUAUUUUUUUGUAUGUUUAGAAUGCUGAAAUGUUUUUGAAGUUAAAUAAACAGUAUUACAUUUUUAAAACUGUUCUCUAUUAUAACAGUCUAAAUUUCUGACUCAACAGCAGUCUUACUAACAACCCACUCCAUUGUA